Molecule: messenger RNA, 1753 nt
Organism: Brassica oleracea var. oleracea
Lineage: Eukaryota; Viridiplantae; Streptophyta; Magnoliopsida; Brassicales; Brassicaceae
Product: probable membrane-associated kinase regulator 2
Exons: 2
Coding region: 117-1388 (423 amino acids)
Cellular component (GO): plasma membrane
Source: RefSeq, a predicted model, not a curated record
CCCUUUCUUUUCUUCUCAAACUUUUGUAGCAGAAAGAAAGUAAAAGGAGAAAAAAACUUGCAAAGCUUAAAAAAACGCAGCGUUUUGAAAGGCUGACGAUUCUGGCUUUCCCUACCAUGGAAGCUUUCAGUCUCCUCAACUACUGGAAGAACAAUGGUGGCGGUGGUGUUUCCUCCGGCCUUAGCUUCCUCCCUCCUCAGUCCUCCGACUCUUCUUGCCGUUACUCCGGCGAAGCCACCACCAUUGUCACCUCCGUCUCUGUCAAGGAAACCGAGGAAGAAGAUGCAGGAGACGACGAAGGACCGUUCUUUGAUCUCAAGUUCGCUGUUCCGGUUGAAGAAGAAGAAGAAAGCGAAGAACACGGAGAUGAAGUUUCCGAAGACGACGUCGGAGGAGGAAAAAGCGGAGAGGGAGAUUCCGACUGUACGGAGGGUGGUUGUGAGUACAAGUUCACGCUCUCGUCGUGUUCAGGCGGAGAAGAUGAGGGAGUAGAUCAAGACCUUAUAGUCUCUCCUUCCGGCGACGUUUACUUAAAGGGACAGAUCGUCGAGGAGGUUGAACCGCCGUCAACGGGAACAGAGCAGACAUGCUCCGUCAAAGCUCCGGCGGCGCAGUUAUCGGCGUCGAUUUUGAAAUCAGCUACUAAGCUUCUUGUGUUCAUGCUCGGCAUGAAGAAAUCAAAGCUACUCCUGGCGAAAUCUGGAGACUUGGACAAGCAAAAUCCACCUCUUCCUCCGUCGCAACCACCGUCUCAGUCGCCGGAGUCUCAACUGAAAAGUACCGUUACUGUGAGUUUAAAACCGGAAGAAGUGCCUGUAGUUUCUCUCUUCACGAGAGAUAACAGCUUAAGAAACUCCUCAUCCUCGUCUUCUUCUCCGUGUACGUCCACCACCACGAAGAGGCAAAACGGCAGCGAGCCUGUCGUUUCGGAAGAGAACCGGUUCGUGAUGAUGCAAAAGUAUUUGAAGAAAGUGAAGCCUCUCUACGUCCGAGUUUCGCGUCGUUACGGCGAGAAGUUGAAGCACUCCGGCCCGUUAAGCUUGGACUCCUCCGCUCCGGCGACUAUACCCGCGGCGGAGAAAGCGGGGUCUCCGGUGAAGAAGGCUCAUAAACCGGGAAACAUAAACAUCAAUAUUCCGGCGGGUUUUAAAGUAGUGAGGAAGCACCUCGGUAAAAGCAGAUCCUCUUCCUCGACGACCACGAUUCCGCCGGCGACUACUGUUACGACGUCGUCUGAGUCAAGGAGACGUGACGACUCGCUUCUGCAGCAGCAAGAUAGCAUUCAAAGCGCCAUUUUACACUGCAAAAGAUCUUUCAAUUCCUCUCGAGAUAAAGAUCCGUCGGUGUUACCAAGAUCGGUAAGUGAUUCAUCCUCUUACGAUAAAUGAGACAAUCGUGGAUCUUUUUCUCGCAUAAUAAUUAUGUUUAUUGUAAAUACUAGUAUAUUUUUAGCUUUGUACUUUGGUAAGAGUGGUAGCAGCUAUGUUUGGUCAUGUAGUGAUGAUGACUAAUGAAACUUUCGAACAUGAAAAGCUUAUGAAGAAGAAAAAUAGACUUCUUCUUCUUCCUUUUGCAUCAUCUUUUUGAGGGUUAAGGGGAAAUAACUUGAAAUAGAUAACUGAUUGAUGUAUUAUUCGUUAUGCCCUAUUGUCAUAUGGGAUUAUAGAAAAUUGUUGGUGUUGUCUAGAAUAUGUGACAAAAAGCAGUGGUUAAAGAGUGGGCAAAAGAUGUUAACCAUGUCAUUUACUUUGAA